GCCAGCUUCUCACAGCGUCUGGGAGCACUAAGAGAGAAGACCCAAAAUUUAAUUUAAUUCAUUCUAGCAUAUCACGAAAACUAUAGUAAAGGUCUCUGAUUAUGCUUCAUACAGGCAGUUUCCAGUGAGUAAUGUCUAAGUGGCUGAAUGAUGGCGAAGUGCUGGUGGGUCAAGGCAGUGGUGAGGCCGUACCAGUGAGCCCCAGGCCGCGGGGCCUGCCAGCGGGAAGCCCCAGGCCAGGCCGGGGACGUAGCCCACUGGCCUCACCCAGAGAGGUGGUGCCAGGAAGCCCACAGGCAGAGACUAUGGGCAAAGCCAAGGAGCUGUUUGUGCUGUGUGACAAAGAGGGGAAAGGGUUCAUCACAAAGCGGGAUAUGCAGAGGCUACAAGAGGAAUUGCCGCUGUCCCCCGAACAGCUGGAGACAGUGUUUGAAAGUUUGGAUCGAGAGAGCAAUGGAUUCCUUACUCCAGUUGAGUUCAGCACAGGACUUGGUGAGUUGAUGGGCCUGGAGGACACGACUGAGCUGAGUGCUGAUGAGGGAGAGGAGGAUACGGACCAGGUGGACUGGUUCCAGGACGCCGCUGCAGUCAGAUUUGUAAACAUACUGAUGGAGUUGAGCGCUGACAAACUUUUUAGAGAUCAGCAGGAGAUCUGUUCUCUGUGGUGCGAACUUCAGAGAGACAGACCAGAGCUGCUGAGUGUCCUGGAGGGUGUCCUGAUCCACACGGUGUCCCAUUUACAGGACUCCAUCAGAGAGAGAGACAGCCUUGAACAAGCUUUACGCAGACGGGAGAGCGAACAUGAUCAGGUUGUUCGGUCCAUAUAUGAAGAAAUGGAGAAUCAACUCAGAGAAGAGACACAGAAACACGUGGCUCAGGACAGUUUUAGACUGAAGCAAAGAGGCCACGAACUUGAGGAGGAGCUGAAGAUGCGGGAGCAAGAGCUGGAGAAUACACUAACCAAACAGAAAGAGCUGGAGACCAGAAUCCGGCAGCUGAGCUAUGAGCAGGCAAAUAUCAAGCAGCAGAACCAGCAGCUGCGGGGCCUCAACAUCCAGUUACAGGAGCAGGUGGAGAGCAGCAGAGAGCAGCUGCAGGCAGCUCUGGGUCAGCUCAGCCUGCUGCAGCUCAACGCUGCCCAGGAACAAGUGACCAGACAGAGAAAUGUGAUGAAGGUGUCAAGGAACAUGCAAAAGGAGAAGGAUAGCCUCCUGAGACAACUGGAGCUGUUGAGGGAUAUGAACAAAAGGCUUCGAGAUGAGAAAGACGCCCAACAGUCUCAGAAGAGGAAUCCAAAUGUCAAAAAGACUUUACAGAAGAAAGGGUCAGUCAUAGGUAACUACUUACAGCAAGACAAGCCAGUGAAAAGACAGCUGAACUCAUCUGAUGAGUUGGAGCAGGACAAAGACAAAGAGGUGACAAAUACAUCCAAGAGACACCAACCGUCAUGUAGAGUCAGGUGUGAAACUGUUGAACAGACUCAAACUCAGAGCAAAAUUGUCAGUCCUCAGCGAGUGUUCAAGGUGGUAUUCUUGGGUAACUCAGGUGUGGGUAAGAGCUCCUUCAUCCAGCACUAUUGCACAGGACACUUCUACAGUAAAAUGUGUGCUACUGUUGGUAUAGAUUUCCAGAUGAAGACUUUAACUCUGGGCUCCACCACCAUCACCUUGCAGCUUUGGGACACUGCAGGACAGGAGAGGUUUCGCAGCAUCACUGAGCAGUACUACCGAAAGGCUGACGGUGUCCUCGCCAUGUAUGACAUAACUAAUCCUCCCUCCUUCACGGCGGUGAGAGGGUGGAUGGAGUCUGCAAAGGAGAAGAUGUGUGAAGGUACAGUGUUAAUGCUUCUGGGCAACAAGUUGGACCUGGCGGACAAACGUGGCAGAAAAGUGACGACAGGGCAGGGGCAGAGGCUGGCUGAGCAGAAUCAAGCUUUAUUUUACGAGUGCAGUGCCAAGACUGGAUGUAACGUGGAGGAGCUGAUGACUCACCUGGCUGGGAUGUUGGUUGCCCAGCAUGAUCGACAGUGUGUAGAUGCACUUUUACUGACCUCAGACACGUCUAAAAGAGGCUGCUGUACAUAAACAGAAGAGGAGAGACUUUUGAAAAGACUCUUUACUAAAUAUUCAGAGGUUUCCACACCAUGGUUCAGUGGCGUUACAUCUUUCUCCUGUUCUGCUGUAAAACAGUGCCAUUUUUCUGUGAACAAGUUUACUGAACAGUAUCUGUAAGGUUUGCAAUUGUUAUGUAUCUUUA
Molecule: messenger RNA, 2256 nt
Organism: Toxotes jaculatrix (banded archerfish)
Lineage: Eukaryota; Metazoa; Chordata; Actinopteri; Toxotidae
Gene: cracr2b
Product: calcium release activated channel regulator 2B
Exons: 18
Coding region: 132-2084 (650 amino acids)
Molecular function (GO): calcium ion binding; GTP binding; GTPase activity
Source: RefSeq, a predicted model, not a curated record